ACCAAUACGAUUCGUACCAAUACGAUUCCAAUCAGUUCUGGAAUAAAAGAAAUAUAGUGCAGUGUGAAUGUGGGAAUGUCAGUGUGGGUGGGAAGCGGCCGCGCGGGCGGCGGACUCGCGCCGCCCGUCACCACAGCCCCGCUGCUCUCCACCAACACGUCCAUGGAGUCCGGCAUCGAGGCCGGAGUCCUGCCAACGGUCACAGGCUCGCUGGCCUCGGCACGGGAUUCGCUGGGCUCGUUGUCGAGGGCCGCCGAGCCGCUCUAUGAUACGGAUCAUACGGAUCUCGGCUCGGAGUUGGACGAGGCGGAGAUCCGAAGGGAGUUGAUGCAUGACAAAUGGCGGUUACUCUUUGAUAGGUUUGACCCUGAAGGCUUUGGCGAGAUCCCCUGGCCUGACUUCCUGGUGACACUACAGAACCCUGACUUCAAAGCGCAAGUGCCGCCCCACAAACAAGAGAUCCUUCUGGACAAAGCUCAGAGUGCAACUAGUGAUUCCAUCACGUUUCAGGAGUUUGUCAAUGUGGUAAGCGUCUCUGAUUACCGGCCUACAGAUAGUCUACAGAUAACCAUCGACAUAAUAUACAAACAGUAGAGUCACAGGCGCCUUGUAAUCUUGUUACAGGAUUUGUUCGAACCUUUAAUACAAUAUUAAGCUCUUUAGCUUCCUCACCCUGAUCUGUUACACCAGAAACAAUUGGUCGUAUCUCUAUUACAUUUAAGUAACACGUUUAACUAAAAGGUUCUGAGGUAGAGCAUUGUAUUUCGCCUGUAAUCCCAUUGUCCAUGUACGAUCUAACGCCCUGUUAAAACUCACAGAACAUUUUAUCCCGACUGUAAGCCAAAUACUAGCAUAAUAUGACCCUCAGAUUUCUAAGAGGUAUACGUAAUUGUAAGUUCGACUUAUGCUGGAUUGAAGUGGUGUUGUGAGUAGCCAUGGCGAAUCCAUGUUAUCUCUUGGCUUAUCUCUUACGAAGCAAAUCUCGGAACACAGGUAAUUCGAUACGAGAUCUCUCGGCUAUCUACGAUGUUAUCAUUCUAUUAUGUCGCUAAUCUUGAUCGUUUUGUAUAAUGUCGUUAUUUGGUUUAAUUUGAUUUACGAGUAGUUAAUUGUUGAGCAAUUGUUUUUGUUAUAUUCACACGUUUUGUUUUUGUUGUAGGUACCUGUGCUGUGCUGUGCUAUACAGUGUAUAUUUGAGUUAUGCUUAUUUAUUUUGUUAACCU
This is a messenger RNA of Cydia splendana, 1223 nucleotides long. RefSeq lists its product as uncharacterized. Lineage: Eukaryota; Metazoa; Arthropoda; Insecta; Lepidoptera; Tortricidae. The record is from RefSeq and is a predicted model, not a curated record. The coding region runs from base 76 to 594 and encodes 172 amino acids. The transcript is spliced from 5 exons.